AAAGUGAAUAAAGAAAAAAUUACGUUUAGAACUACUAUAUGUGCAAUAAAUAAUAAUUUUUGCAUUCACUAUUAUUCUUUUGUUGAAUAAUUAAGAAAAAUCUAAUAAAUAUAUACAAAAUAAAUAACUAUUAAACGCGAAAUUGGAAAUAAAAACAAAACCAAUUAUCAAUAUUUUUAUCUAUAUAAACAAAACACACUAAAUGUAAUCAUCAUAAAUAAUAGCAAGAUAAGAAAAAUUAAAAAUUUUCACAUAUAAAAUUAAAGAAAAGAAAGAAAAAAACUUAUCAACAUAAAUGAUGAACUAUGAUGGUUUAUUGUCACAGUUAACGGAAGAGAAAUUGAACCUUUUUCAAGGCAGCCCAACUGUGGGCACAACAACUGCAGCUAAUAUCAUACCAGUAGAGGAGGGUGCCAUCGAAGAGGAACAGGCCGCUACUAUACAAUGUGUUAGAAGGCCUCCAGCAGUACCGUCAGGAAAUGCUGGUAAAUCUGAAGUCUCAACACCUCAGAGGAAAAUAUCGACAUCUUCGCGCUUUAUCAAUGCUUUCCAACAGCUUUAUACUACGUCUAGUGGUUCCUGUGUCAAUAACGCCACAGAGAGUGAUGAUAACGAUGGCAACACUGCUUCUUCUACAUCAACCUCAACACCAGCAGCUGGUAGAACACCCACCAAAGGUAUGGAAUCGAAAUUGCUUACCAUGUGGCACAACGUUAAAUAUGGCUGGAGCGGAAAAUUGAAAUCAAACUUUUCAAAGGAACAACCUGUCUGGUUGUUAGGCAGAUGUUAUCAUCGUAAGGGAACACCCUCUUCCUCCAUGGAAACUUCAGCAGAAUUGAGUAAUAAUCCGGGACAAGACAAUAGUAUAAUAUCGAGUGCCUAUGAUACAAUACAGCAAGUUAACUCAGAAAACAUAAUGACUCCAAAUAGUAAUACGCUGUCAUUGUAUCCUGUCUUAAAUCCUCAACAAGUGGAGGAAAUAGUUGUGCCACAGGAAUUGGCAAUGGAUGCUACAGAUAAUCAGGUUGGGGAUAAUCCUUGGGAGGAAGGAAUUGAGGGAUUUAAGCGUGAUUUCUACAGUCGUAUUUGGAUGACAUAUCGUCGAGAGUUUCCGCUAAUGAAUGGUUCAAAUUAUACUUCAGACUGUGGUUGGGGCUGUAUGCUGCGCAGUGGUCAAAUGUUAUUGGCCCAGGCCUUAAUUUGCCACUUUUUAGGACGCAGUUGGCGCUAUGAUUCAGAAUCACAAUUGCAUUCGACUUAUGAGGAUAAUAUGCAUAAAAAGAUCAUUAAAUGGUUUGGAGAUAGUUCAUCCAAAAGUUCACCCUUCUCUAUACACACAUUAGUUGGUUUGGGCGAAAAAAUGGGUAAAAAGCCAGGUGAUUGGUAUGGUCCAGCUUCAGUGUCAUAUUUAUUAAGACAAUCCUUAAAAAAUGCUGCUCAAGAAAAUGCUGAUUUUGAUAAUCUGGUUAUAUAUGUGGCCAAGGAUUGUACAAUUUAUAUUGGAGAUAUUGAAUCGGAAUGUUGCAUACCCGAACCAACACCCAAACCUCAUGUACCCUGGCGUAAACCAGAAACUCCAAAAUCAUUAGAAUCUAAACAAAAUUGGAAAUCAUUAAUUGUAUUGAUACCAUUACGCUUGGGUACCGAGAAAUUAAAUCCAGUAUAUGCUCAUUGUUUGAAAUUGUUGCUCAGCACUGAAUAUUGUAUUGGCAUAAUAGGUGGUCGACCAAAACACUCUUUGUAUUUUGUAGGAUUUCAGGAGGAUAAAUUAAUACAUUUGGAUCCUCAUUAUUGUCAGGAAAUGGUGGACGUUAAUCAAGAGAAUUUCCCCUUACACUCAUUCCACUGCAAGUCACCCAGAAAACUUAAAACGAGUAAAAUGGAUCCAAGUUGCUGUAUUGGUUUCUAUUGUCAGACUAAAACAGAUUUUGAUAAUUUUGUCGAAUCCGUGCAAAUGUAUCUUCAUCCCAUGCGUUGUGCCUCUGGCAGUCUGGAGAAACAGCCUUCCAUUAACAACCAACAUCAACAACAAAUGCCUUCAAGUUUGACCAAUAGUUUUACGGAAACUUCAUCACAAUUUGCCGAAAUGAAUUAUCCUUUAUUUUCUUUCUCGAGAGGACGUUGUUUGCAACAUGAAAGUCAAAAUGAAAUGAGCGAUUCUCUAUAUAAACCUUUACAAAAACAACUGCAGCAAAUUAAUAAUGAUUCGUUGACACAAGCAAGCAAUGAUGAUGAUAGUGAAACAGAGGAAUUUGUUUUACUUUAAAGAAUUAUCAUAA
Messenger RNA from Lucilia cuprina (Australian sheep blowfly), 2279 nucleotides. It is a transcript of the gene Atg4b, whose product is annotated as cysteine protease ATG4C. NCBI's taxonomy places the organism in Eukaryota, Metazoa, Arthropoda, Insecta, Diptera, Calliphoridae. Gene Ontology annotation, molecular function: protein-phosphatidylethanolamide deconjugating activity. The transcript is spliced from 7 exons. The record is from RefSeq and is a predicted model, not a curated record. Bases 296 to 2266 code for a protein of 656 amino acids.